ACCAACAAUAUACACUAGUAUUUAUCGCUUAUUAAAUAUCAAUAUUCAUUUAAACCAAACUAAAUAUAUUUAACCCUGUAGAAUAAAAUCAGACAUUGACUCAGUGUUAAUAAGUAGUAUAAAUAUUAUUCGGUUAUAUUUGGCAAGGUGAUAAACUCGAAAAAAAUCACAUAUCAUACUUAGAAAGAGAGUGACACUAUUCAGAUCAACAUGAUGGCUAAGUUUGUGGUUCGGGUUCUAAUAAUAUUACUUGUAUUAUCCAUCAACGUCCACGGUCGUGGUGGCGGAGGGCAUGGUGGAAUUGGAGGAGGAGGAGGACGUGGUUUUGGUGGAGGAGGGCGCGGUAUUGGAGGAGGACGUGGUUUUGGUCUAGGUCUCGGACGUGGUUUUGGGAGAGGCAUUGGACGUGGUCUUGGCAGAUAUGGAGGCUUCGGAGGAGCACUUAUAGUCUACAGGAGACGUUUACCAUGGCCAUAUUAUUACUACUACUAAUUGGAGCUUACAAAAUAUUUUUUCCUUAAUAUACAAUAAACAAACUUGUUGAUAAACUAAUUUGCACAUGUAUAAACAAUAAUAAUAUAAA
This is a messenger RNA of Diorhabda sublineata, 583 nucleotides long. RefSeq lists its product as uncharacterized. Lineage: Eukaryota; Metazoa; Arthropoda; Insecta; Coleoptera; Chrysomelidae. Bases 211 to 492 code for a protein of 93 amino acids. The record is from RefSeq and is a predicted model, not a curated record. The transcript is spliced from 2 exons.